Molecule: messenger RNA, 3394 nt
Organism: Caenorhabditis sp. 36 PRJEB53466
Lineage: Eukaryota; Metazoa; Nematoda; Chromadorea; Rhabditida; Rhabditidae
Source: the annotation of a GenBank genome assembly
AUGAGCAGUGUUGAUCUUCCGCAGCUGAUGGACGAUAAUCUGGUAAGUUACUAGUCUUUUUCUUGAUUGUUGUACCGUGAGAAUCUCCCAAACUUCAGAUCACUCGUCGCAAAAAGAUCAUGCAGUCGAUCGAAGACAUCCGAGGAAAGAAAGCAGAAAUCGCACAGGCUCUUCGUGAAUUAGGAGUCGGAAAUCCACAGCAAAAUGAGGUAAAAUCUCGUGAAAAUCUCCAAUUACCAAUACAUGUUUCAAAUGCAGAGUGUGAAAAACGACAUGAAGCAGCUUUUGGAGGCUUACGAUGCGAUUUCGAGCCAAGAGACUCAGUACAUGGAAAUUCUGAAGACUAUUGUGGUUCGUCAAUUUUUUUCCUAAAAAUGUUAAUGGGCAAUCUAAAUAUUUUGCAGGGCAUUCACGAACAAGCCACUCUCGACAUUGCACAGGAUUUCGAGCGGAAAAUCGAAAAAGACGCGCAGAAAUUGAAAGAAACGAAGGAGAAACAGGAGGAGAAUGCCGAGGAGCAAAGAGAGAAAACUCCGGAAGAACUGGCGAACAGCGAGACGAUGGCGGAGCUCCAGGAGGCUCUGCUCGAGCUUAAAAAGGUCUCCGAAGAGGCGGUGAGGGCCUCGGAGCUCAAUGAGAAGCUCGUGGAGAGUCUGCAGUUGACGAAGGCGAAGAAGAGCGCGAGGAAAGAGCUCAACGCCAGAAGAGCCAAAGAGCUCGACGAAACGGCGGCUGUGAUCAGAGCAGAUGUCAUGGAGAAGAUCAACAAAAGUGAGAUUCUUGAAAAAAUACUUUAAAAAGCAAACAUUUACAGUGUCCGCCCUGAAAAAGACGACGGCAAAACAGGAGAGAGAGCUUAAAGAUCUUCAGAAGCAGUGUCUCCAACUGGGACUUCAGCUCGGCGUCGAAGAUCAAGUAGAUCCGGAGGCCGAGCGUGCGACCCUUGAUGACAAUCAGAGAGUCCCGGUGAUCGGGGAAACUCAGCAGAAGCCAGAGUUGAACGAAGAGGAGAAAGAACGAAGAAGGGAGGAGAUCCGGGAGAACAUCAAGAGAGAACUCGAGCAGUGAGUUGACCUUCUGAAAAUUAAAGGCACAUGUCCCUUGGCUUCAAGUUUCAAAACAUCUCUCAGCUGAUCUGAUUACUACCAGUGUAACCGCUGACUCAUCGGCAAAACAAUCUUCGCAGAACAUCAUCCGACCGACGUUUAGUGUAAUCGUCUCUCCGGAAGCUUCUAGAGUCCCUUCGCGUUGCUCUGACCGGUUUACAAUGUGCUCCUCUUCUCCGCCCGAUCGAUCCCGAUAUCUCUGGGCAAAUACUCGUCGCUUACACUUUUGCUCUUGCUGCUGCAGAUAUGCAUUCCGAGUUGUACACCUGACACUUCGUCUCACUUUUCCCCGUUUAUUCCGAAUGAAAUCCUAUUACACUUUGUGCAGAGAAUUCGGAGAUGAUAGGUCCGAGAAGAAGUGCAUUAGAGAGAAAGAGAAAGAGGAAGAGAUAGCUACCGUCAAGAUGUUUCUUUUGGUCUCACGUUUCCAUUUUCGAUACAAAUUCGUAUACUUACAGAAAAGAACAAGUGAACUCCCAAAUCCGCGAGAAGCUCGCGGCGAUGGAUGCUCGUCGAAAACGUCUUCAACAAAUCCGGAAAAUGUUGGAGAAGCAAGAGGAGAACGCCGCCGCUUCGGCCGCUCAGAACGGAGAAGGCAUCCCGCUGACUCCAGAAACCCCACGGCCGUCCGUUGAGUCGCCCGAUGUUCCAGAAGCUCCGAUUGCCGCUCCAGAAGGCGAAGACGUCGAGGGGCCGGUGGUUGAGAAGUCUUUGGAUGACAUUUUGUUGAAUGCUAAGGCUAAUUUGAGGUACUUUCAAUUGAAAAUUCAUAGCAAAUAUGGGGUGGUUUUAGCAAUUUGACGGCGAUGCGUGAACGAUUGGAGCACAUCAAAGAGACGGGCGGCGCGGAUUUAAACGAAGAAGACAUUCAGUUGCUCCAACGGUUGGACACGAUCGAUUUGGAAGAGGAGGUAGGCGGCAAUGAUGACGUGGCAUGGUUUGAAUUCUGAAAAGAAGUAAGCGGAUGAAACAUUGUUACCACUAUUCAAUGCAUGGACUCUCUCGACUCUACGUACAUAGAUUUUCACUUUUUCUGCCGUGAUCUACUCUGCGUGUCGACUCCAAUUCUCUGUCCGUUCUGAUUUGAUCUGCCGUGUCUCACUUUGAGCCCUCGUGAUCCUCUCCCUUUAUCCAGCCGUCUGUGAAAGCACCGAAAUCCGAAGUGGAUCUGAUUAUGAGCGAGAGAGACGUUGAUGACGUUGACGUGGAAGAUCAGAAGAAUGACAUCGAAGCGGCCGUCCGGUCUUCUUUCCACGCGGUUUUCCGGCCGAAAACUUUGAUUCUAGAGGAAAGUCAGCUUGAGAUGGUUCGGAAGGCCAGACUCGCGGCGAUUGAGGAAAUGGUCAGAAAGAUCGAUGACAAGGUACGAAGGAUUCAGACGACGUGACGAUGAGAUCUUGGGGGUCCCUUAGCUUGAGCUCCAUUCCCUUCCAAUUCCGGGCCCUCUUUCGGAUUCAUUUGUUGUCGAUCGUCACCCUCUUCUUCUUUUUCUUCUUUUUCUUCUUCCCCUUUUGCAAUCUCAAUGCUUCUGAUGACCCAGCGACUAGAGAGAAAGAAAGAGUGAAAGAGAGAGGAAGAUUCAUUAAAUUGUGCGGUCCUUCUCUUCUGGACCCCAUGGGUUGUAAUAUGGGAUCCGUGCCCUCCCCCCAUUUCCACUGCGUCUUUCUGUGUCCGGGCGGCGGCGGUGUCCGGAGCAAUAAAUUGUGGAAAAACACACAGAAAUGGCGGCGAAGAGAGAAACAGAAAGUCUGCGUCUCUGGCGCGGAGCUGGUGACCGGCAGCUCAUCCCCGGGCCCUCCGGCCAACUCGACGAAAUUAAGGACGAGACCGCUCUGCCACGUGGCUGGGGAUGUCUAGGAUCCUCAAAUUUUAAAGAAGCUAGAGCUCUUUUCUACUGUGAACCUUCGAUUCCCCCUUAGAACGUCUGAGCCAUUCCCACCUCUUCUCCCCUAUCAUUACACCUUCAGGUACCCCUUCGGCUCCUUCUUUUUCUUGCUGCCUCUCCUUCGUUUGACCCCGCCCCUAGCGGUCCAACCGCUCCUCAUCAUCCUUCCGAAAGCCACGCCCCCAUUCGAUCUCAUCGUCGUGUCGUUGUCGAGUCCGCUCACUCACUCAUUCGUGCCCCCGUCCUCCUCCUCCUCGUCACCACCACCACUCGAUUCCAGCUGCCCUCCGCCGCCGCCUCCCUCUCCCUAUCACUGCUAUCACUGAGAGCCGGUGAGCUGCGCGAGCUUGCCGCUCAUCUACUGCGGCUCGCCGAGCUCCAAGAGCCCGUGGCUCAAGCCUAA